GGUAUUAAAUUUAAUAUUAUUAUCAAGUAUUCAAAUUUCAAGUGUGAUAGUGUAAAACUUUUACAAACAAUAGUACAACACGUGUAUUUUUUGUUUCCAAUUUUCAUUAUAUUUCAACUUAAUACUUUCCAAUUUCCAUUGACAAAGUGAAUAAGAUAUUUAUUCAAGAGCGCUCCGUUAGUAUUGAAUUGUCUUUUAACAUGGCUCCUAAAAGCGUCUCGAAGAAAAAACAAAUAAAAAACAAAAAAUCUACAAAAGUGAUUUCUAAAAAAAAUGGAACGAUGAGCGAUAGUAUCGAUGAUUCCGAUGAUGGAUCGUUAGAUGCAAUUGAAUUUAACAGCGAAUCUGAUCAUGAUGCAAGUUUAAGUGAGGAUGAUGGUAAUGCAUAUGAUAGUGAUGAUUUGGAUGAAGAUUUAGAAAAACUGAAAACUUCUGACCCAGAAUUCUAUAAGUAUUUAAAGGAAUGUGAUAAAAAAUUGACAAGUAUGCCUGGACAAGAUAACGAUGAAAGUUUAAAUGAUGAUGAUGACGAUUAUGAUGAAUAUGAUGUGGAAGGAAUAAAAUCAGAAAAAAUACAUAAGCCACCUACUGAUUUAGAAAUUGGAAGUGAUGAAAGCGAUUUUGAUGAAGGACCAAGUAAUAAUGGAGGAGAUUUAACUGUUAUUACUUUGUCAAUGAUAGAGACUUGGAGACAAAAACUUCAAAAUUCAAAACAAAAACUCAAAUAUAUUACUACAGCAUCUAAAGCAAUGACAGCAGCACUUCAACGUAUAACAGCAAAUGAAAUUAAUAAACCAACAUGUUAUAAAGUUGAAGGAAGCUCAGUAUUCAAUGCAGUUCUUCAAAUGUGUAUGUUUGAUUUGCAACCUGCCCUUUUGAAAUUUUUGAAACUUCCUCCUGGUACAUCAUCAAAAACCAUGAUUUCUAAAUCAAAGCAUUGGAAGAAAGUGAAAAUGACUCUACGUUCAUAUUUAACAGAUCUAACUAGACUAUUAACAACAGUCUCUAGUGAAGACAUUACCUGUGUACUAUUAAAGCAUUACCACCAAAUGAUACCAUUUUUAUCAUGUCUUCCUACAAUUGUGAAACCAGUUUUGAAAAGAUUUGUAGCACUAUGGAGUGCUAAUGCAAGUGAAACAGUUAAAGUAGUAUCUUUCUUGUGUAUUUUGAAGUUAGCUAAUAGUGAUUUAUCAUCUUAUUUGGAAAUGAUUCUGAAGGCUAUGUAUGUGGGGUAUAUUUCAAAUAGCAAGUUUGUUACUCCAAAUGCUUUACCUGGGAUUAACUUCAUGAGACAAUCAUUGUCAGAAAUGUUUACUAUCAGUGAAUCAGUAUCUUAUAAUCAUGCAUUUUUAUAUAUUAGACAAUUAGCCAUUCAUCUUCGAUCAGCUGUAACUUUAAAAAAAAAGGAAAAUAUACAAUCAGUUUACAAUUGGCAGUAUAUAUAUUCACUUAAAUUGUGGACAGAUGUUUUGUGUGCUACAUUAAAUAAGAAACAAUUGCAAACUUUGGUUUACCCUCUUGUUCAAAUUAUUAUUGGGUGUUCUAAACUCAUACCAACAGUACAAUAUUUGCCAUUAAGGUUUCAUUGUAUUUCAAUGUUAACUAAGCUUAGUAGAGAAACUGGAAAAUUUAUACCAAUUCUACCACAUAUUUUAGAGGUGCUUACUAUAGUAGAUUUUCAAAAGAAACAUUCAAAAACUUCAAUGAGACCAAUGGACUUUACUUGCAUUUUACGUUUGUCAAAAUCACAAUUACAGGAAAAUGUAUUUAAAGAUGCAGUUAUAGAAAAUGUUCAUAGUGCUUUCAUGGAAUAUCUUGUUAUUGAGGCACAUACAAUCAGUUUUCCUGAUAUAGUUGUACCUUUUAUUAUCAAAAUGAAAGAGUUUCUUAAAAAUUGUAAAAAUAUUAAUUAUACAAGAAAGUUACGUACUUUGUUGGAUAAAGUGAAAGAAACAUCAACUGUUUUAAGUGAAAAACGAGGAAAAAGUGGACUUUUACUUCAUGAUUUAAAAGGUAUUGAAGCAUGGGAAUCUGAUAUUAAGUUAGCUGGUACUCCUAUGUCUCAAUAUUAUGAUAGUUGGUUUAAAAUAAAUCAGCAACAAGUUGCUAGAAAAUUAACAAAUAACAUUGCACUUGGAGAAUUCAAUAUUCCUACUUUAAAGAAACAUAAACCUAAAGAAAAUGGUGGGGGACCAGCUGAACUAUUUCCUUCUGAUGAUGAAGAAUAUGAGCCUAAUUUUGGGUCUUCAGAGGAUGAAAAGAGUGAAGGUGAAAACGAUGAAAAUGAUGAUGAAGAAGAUGAUAAUGAUGAUGAAGAAGAUGAUAUUGAUGAAGAAGAAGAUGACGAUGAUGAUGAUGAUGAUGAUGAUGAAAAUUAAUUAAUGACUUGAUAUUAUUUACUUUUCAAGUUAAAUAUCUAGUAAUUUAAGUAUUGAUUUUAAUUAUUCACAAUAAAAAAAAAAUUAAAAAUGUCAA
This is a messenger RNA of Aphis gossypii (cotton aphid), 2475 nucleotides long. RefSeq names its product nucleolar complex protein 2 homolog (gene Noc2). Gene Ontology annotation, cellular component: Noc2p-Noc3p complex; nucleolus; Noc1p-Noc2p complex. Gene Ontology annotation, biological process: ribosomal large subunit biogenesis; negative regulation of transcription by RNA polymerase II. Lineage: Eukaryota; Metazoa; Arthropoda; Insecta; Hemiptera; Aphididae. Gene Ontology annotation, molecular function: histone binding; transcription corepressor activity. The transcript is spliced from 13 exons. Bases 201 to 2378 code for a protein of 725 amino acids. The record is from RefSeq and is a predicted model, not a curated record.